This is a messenger RNA of Lodderomyces elongisporus, 1269 nucleotides long. RefSeq names its product putative glucosidase (gene SUN41). NCBI's taxonomy places the organism in Eukaryota, Fungi, Ascomycota, Pichiomycetes, Serinales, Debaryomycetaceae. Gene Ontology annotation, biological process: fungal-type cell wall organization. The transcript has a single exon. The record is from RefSeq and is a predicted model, not a curated record. Bases 1 to 1269 code for a protein of 422 amino acids. Gene Ontology annotation, cellular component: fungal-type cell wall; cell surface.
AUGAAGUUCUCUCAAGCCACUAUCCUCGCUUUUGCAGCUUUGGCAAUUGCUACUCCAGCUCCAGCCCCAGCUCCAGCUCCAGCUGCUGACAACAACAACAAUGUGCUCAAGAAACUUGUCAAGAAGGAAAACUGCGACCAACAAGUAGUUCAAGGCCACCACCAACACAAGAGAGCAGUGGUUUACGACUAUGCCUAUGUCACCAUCACUGUUGAUGCCAAUGGUAACCCAGUCAGCACUGUUGAGUCAACCUCCACCGAGUCCACUGUUCUGUCCGAACAAACCUCAUCCACCUCAACUGAUGUAUCAUCCACCACUACUAUUGUGCAAAACGACUCGUUAACUUCAGGUCAACAAUCUGCCUCUGAACAACCAUUGGGAACUUUGACUGAAUCCUCAGCAAUUGCCUCAUCCACUAGCUCAAGCUCCUCAGGUUCCUCAAACGGCAUUUACGGCGACUUGGCUGACUUUGAAGACCCAACCGAAGAGUUUCAAGAUGGCGUUUACUCAUGUGACACUUUUCCUGUUGGCCAAGGUGUUAUCGCCUUGAACCAUUUGGGAUACGGUGGAUGGUCAGGAAUCUACAACUCUGACACCUCAACUGGUGGCUCAUGCAAAGAAGGCUCCUACUGUUCUUAUGCUUGUCAAAGCGGUAUGUCCAAGACCCAAUGGCCAGACGACCAACCAUCCAAUGGUGUUUCCGUUGGUGGUUUGCUCUGUAAAAAUGGUAAAUUGUACAAGUCCAACACCAGAUCCAACUACUUGUGUGAAUGGGGUGUUGACAAGGCCCACGUCAAGAGUGAAAUUGGAAAAAGCGUUGCCAUCUGUAGAACCGAUUACCCAGGUACCGAAAAUAUGGUUAUCCCCACUGUUGUUGGUGCCGGUGAAACAUCUGUGAUUACCGUUGUCGAUCUGGAUACUUACUACACAUGGAGAGGCGGUUCCACUUCGGCGCAGUACUAUGUCAACAAUGCCGGCGUUUCCUACGAAGACGGUUGUCUUUGGGGAACAUCUGGAUCAGGUGUCGGUAACUGGGCCCCAUUGAACUUUGGUGCUGGUUACACAAAUGGCAUUGCUUACUUGUCAUUGAUUCCUAACCCAAACAAUUACGACUCAUUGAACUUUAACGUCAAGAUCGUUGCUGCUGAUAGUUCCUCUUCUGUGAGUGGACUGUGUGUUUACGAGAACGGUAAGUACAAUGGUGAUGGUACCGAUGGUUGUACUGUUGGUGUUACCACAGGUACAGCCAACUAUGUCUUGUACAAUUGA